UCCUGAAUCGUCAGUGACAAGACAACAAAACGCAAAGUCAGCCAAGCUACUGUCUGUACUUCUCUCAGGAAUUCAAGAACAUUCAGAAUUAGUAGAUGUUGAAACGAAUCUAGAUAACUUUAUUGAAUUGAACGCAAUUUUCUAAUACUUGUGAAUCAAUAAGUUUAAUUCAUUAUAACUAAAAUGUUGCGUUCUCUUAUUUUACUAUUUUUCGUCGCAGUUACUGCAAAUGGAGAUUUACUCAGGAUUCCAGUCUACAAGGCGGAAACUCCUAGACGAUUUUUGCAAAAUGUUGGGACUGACGUUAGUAUAGUUCGAAUUCGUUAUGGUGGUGGUCUUGCACCAGAACCACUUUCCAAUUAUUUGGAUGCUCAAUAUUAUGGUGAAAUUACCAUGGGAACACCUCCGCAAAAAUUCAGUAUUCUUUUUGACACUGGAUCAUCAAAUCUUUGGGUGCCAUCCAAGAAAUGCUAUCUUACAAAUAUUGCUUGCCUGCUUCAUAAUAAAUAUAACAGUAAAAAAUCCAAGAGCUAUGUUGCAAAUGGAACUGAAUUUUCCAUUCAUUAUGGAAGUGGAAGUCUUUCAGGUUUUUUAUCUACAGAUACUGUUACUGUUGCUGGAGUUGAUAUCGUAAAUCAAACUUUUGCCGAAGCAAUGAGUGAGCCUGGAUUAGCAUUUGUUGCUGCUAAAUUUGAUGGAGUUUUGGGUAUGGGAUACUCGAGAAUUUCAGUCGAUGGUGUAGUUCCAGUUUUCGACAAUAUGGUCAAACAAGGUUUAGUUCAGGAUCCCAUUUUCAGUUUUUAUCUCAACAGAGAUCCUAAAGCUGAAAUUGGAGGUGAAAUGAUAUUGGGAGGAUCUGAUCCUGAUCAUUAUGAAGGAGAAUUCACUUAUGUCCCAGUCGAUCGUCAAGCUUAUUGGCAAUUCCGAAUGGAUAAAGUAAUGAUUGGUGAAAAUGCUUUUUGUGAAAAUGGAUGCGAAGCUAUUGCCGACACUGGCACUUCUCUCAUCGCUGGACCUGUCGAUGAAAUUAAGAAACUCAAUCAAAAUAUUGGUGCUACACCAAUUGUCGGCGGUGAAUGGAUUGUCACCUGUGAUGAGGUUCCUAAUUUGCCUGAAAUUGAAUUCAUCUUUGCUGGCAAAAAGUUUGUUUUAAAAGGAGAGGACUACAUUCUAAAAGUCUCUCAAUUUGGCAAAACUGUUUGUCUUAGUGGAUUUAUGGGAAUUGAUAUUCCUCCACCAAAUGGACCACUAUGGAUUUUGGGAGAUGUUUUCAUUGGUCGUUUCUAUACUGAAUUCGACAUGGGCAACAAUCGUAUUGGAUUUGCAAUUGCCAAAUAAAUCAUUACUUAUUUUUAAGCAAUAUAUUGUUAACGCGAUGAGGCUUAAUUACCAAUUUCCUAAUAAUUGUGAUUUUUCCUAGCCUAUAUAAAAAUGAUUAUUAAACAAUCAUGUGUUUAUUCCAAUAUUGAAAGUGAUAUUUGUCUAUUACACUCGUAAAUGAAUUUAUCGUAGUGUGUGUAUGAUUUACGAACAAAUUUUGCCACUGAACAAUAAAUAUUUUUUAUCAUUA
Molecule: messenger RNA, 1570 nt
Organism: Leptopilina boulardi
Lineage: Eukaryota; Metazoa; Arthropoda; Insecta; Hymenoptera; Figitidae
Gene: cathD
Product: lysosomal aspartic protease
Exons: 8
Coding region: 184-1338 (384 amino acids)
Biological process (GO): proteolysis; cell death
Cellular component (GO): lysosome
Molecular function (GO): aspartic-type endopeptidase activity
Source: RefSeq, a predicted model, not a curated record